CACCCUCUUUAGCUUCAAUUUUACAGCAAAAAUCACACAGUAUAGCAGAGAGAGAGAGAGAGAGAGCAUGCGAACCUCGAAUCAUGCUUUAUUUUCCACUUUUGACCCGCUCAAUUUCCUUAACUCACGUCACUCUGUGUACAGUAUUGCUCCUGCUUUGACUUCUCAUCACUUCCAUGGCUGCUCCGGUGUCAAACUCGGACAUGGAUGCAGUCCUGCAAUUCCUGCGCCAGAACGGUUUGACCGAGGCAGAGAUGGCUCUUAAAGAGGAUUUGGUUGAGAAAACAGAAUUGGGUUCUUUCGAUUAUGAGAAAUUUAUGUUCCCGAUGGUUCCGCCUCCUCCGCCGGUGAGAAUCCCGGCGAUUACCCUGCAACUGGCGACUUCUCGAUCGGAAUCGAAUUCUGAGUUUUCCUCGGACGACGAGUUUGUGAGUGUGGAGUCAUCCACUAGUGGUUUGUGCUCUUCAGAAUUCAUCAAUCCCUAUGGACUACGUUCUCCAUCUCAGGUUGAUUCUGAAGCCUCAUCAGAUAGAUUAUCUCAAUUUGGUACAGCACGGGAUUACUCAGAUAUGCAGAAUCACAUUUGUUGGUAUGAUGAGAAAGGCGAAGGCUACUUUAUGAGUCCUUCCUUUGGAGGGUCUGACCACUUUGGUUGUCCAAGUGAGGAUAAGUUUAUCAUGACUUCAGGGACUGCAAAGGAGAAGCAAUUUGAGGAUUGCGUUGGUGUAUAUGACAAAUCUGAUGGAUUUGAAACUGAAGCAAGCAUUGAUUGCUUGGACAAACCAUGGGUUUCUAUAAUGCCCUCCAUGGAUAAUAAAGAUGAAACUCAAGUGGCUGGUUGUCACCAUUCCGAUAGAAAAUGUGAGCUUGUGAAUUCUGAUCCUUACCACUUUUCAGUCCCCCUUUGCAAAUUCUGUGCAGGAGCAGGAGCUUUUUAUGGCAGUGAUCCUUUGGGUUGCAACUGUCACAGCUUGAAAGAUAUGGGAUUGAAUGAUUCUGAAUUGAAGGUUGUGGGGAAUAUUCCUAAUGACUGCAACUCAGACAUGAAAGAUUUAAUACUAAAUGAAACUGACGACUAUGGAAAUGGUGAAGUAAAUGGGAAACCCCAUGAGCUUGCAGCUCCUGCAGAUGCUGAGAAUGUUAAUGACGAUGAGCUUAAUAUGCCUGCUACCAAUGAGGAUGAGUAUGAAGUGUUCAAUCUGCGAAUAAUACACCGGAAAAACAGGACUGGAUUUGAAGAGCACAAAGAUCUACCAAUUGUGUUAAAUACUGUGGUUGGGGGGAGAUAUUAUGUUACGGAGUAUCUUGGUUCAGCAGCCUUCAGUAAGGUUGUUCAGGCACACGAUCUUCACACUGGAAUGGAUGUCUGCCUGAAGAUUAUUAAAAACGACAAGGAUUUUUUCGAUCAAAGUUUAGAUGAAAUCAAGCUUUUGAAGCUUGUGAACAAGCAUGACCCAGCUGAUGAACGGCAUAUUUUGCGUCUUUAUGACUACUUUUACUAUCAGGAGCAUCUCAUCAUUGUUUGUGAACUCCUUCGGGCUAACUUGUACGAAUUUCAGAAAUUUAAUCAAGAAUCUGGUGGGGAAGCUUAUUUUUCAACGAGAAGAUUACAGGUCAUAACCCGUCAAUGCUUGGAGGCAUUGCAGUACUUGCAUGACUUGGGAGUUAUUCAUUGUGAUUUAAAGCCUGAGAAUAUUCUUAUGAAAAGUUACAGAAGAUGUCAGAUAAAGGUUAUUGACCUUGGAAGCAGUUGCUUUGAGUCGGACAAUUUGUGCCUUUAUGUACAGUCCCGUUCCUACAGAGCUCCGGAAGUCAUUUUAGGCCUCCCAUAUGACCAGAAAAUUGACUUAUGGUCUCUUGGUUGUAUCCUGGCUGAGCUUUGCUCUGGAGAGGUGCUGUUUCCGAAUGAUGUGAUAGUAAUGAUCCUUGCACGGAUGAUUGGGAUGUUGGGUCCUAUCGACUCAGAGAUGCUGGUGAUGGGCCAGGAGACUCACAAGUACUUCACCAAUGAAUAUGAUCUCUACCACAUGAAUGAGGAAACAAAGCAGUUAGAAUACAUAAUCCCAGAGGAGUCCUCACUGGAGCAUCAUCUGCAAGUUACCGACGAUGAAUUAAUCAACUUUCUCAGAACCUUGCUUGAGAUCAACCCACAGAGGCGGCCAACUGCAAGCGAGGCACUCGAGCACCCUUGGCUUUCGCGUACAUAGUAAUUCAAACCUCACUGAAGGUACUGAGAAGUAACACGUAAUUAUACCGCUGUGGAUUGUAUCUGUGUGUAGAUAUACAUACCUCUUUGUGAUUUGAGUAUCAAGAUUGGAAUCCAUUUCCAAUUUUCAGUUUUGAUUUCGUCUGUAGUGACCACAUCGGUUUUACGAUUUGUAUAGCAUUGGCUUGAUUCAUGUUCAAGGGAAAGACAUCAUGCGUCCUUCCUUAGAAAUAUGAUUUUGGAACUUCAUGUCACCACAUAAUAAAGCUUCAUUAUUUUCUUCAAUU
Messenger RNA from Tripterygium wilfordii, 2493 nucleotides. RefSeq names its product serine/threonine-protein kinase ppk15. The transcript has 7 exons. The coding region runs from base 177 to 2207 and encodes 676 amino acids. Gene Ontology annotation, molecular function: protein tyrosine kinase activity; protein serine/threonine kinase activity; ATP binding. Gene Ontology annotation, biological process: peptidyl-serine phosphorylation; peptidyl-threonine phosphorylation. Lineage: Eukaryota; Viridiplantae; Streptophyta; Magnoliopsida; Celastrales; Celastraceae. The record is from RefSeq and is a predicted model, not a curated record. Gene Ontology annotation, cellular component: cytoplasm.